AUGUCGUUUCGAUUUAUCGCCUCCCACAGGCAGGGAGGCACCAACAACACUCCGGGCGGGAGAAAUAUGCCCCCCUCCUCCUCCGGGGCUGGGGCUAGGAUCACGGGCGGCAGCAAUGUUGGCUCCAGCAGCAGCAGCAGCUUUAGAAACAACCCCCCUGAUCACUCCGCUGCUGCGCCGAAUCUCCAGAGCAUAGAGUUUGCCAGAUGGAUCUUUGAGCAGCAGCGGACUGUGGAGAUGGGGGUCAGGAAUGAGCAGUCGUCGUUGUCCUCGUCGUCGCCGCCCGUUAUUGUUAUUAGCGAUGACGAAGAGGGUGGUGGUGGUGGUGGUGGUCGGCGGUCUAGUCGGUCGAUUCGGUCUGUCAGGAGAAGCGGCAUGGCUGUCAAACGGCGAAUCGACCUUGUUGAUGGUGCUGAUGGUGAUACCAUCGUUGCCCGCCCCCCCGGCGUUGGUGUCAACAGGGGCUCUGAAAUCAUCGACCUCACCAGCCCCUCUCCCCCCCCUCCCCCUCGUGCCCCAAAAAGGCAGCGCACCACCACCACCCGGUAUCAGAACCGAAACGAGCCAGAGGAAGAUACGGGUGAUGAUUUGAUGUGGGAGAUUCAUGCCCUGCUGGGGGAGCGAUAUUCCCAUCCCCGUCGUCCCCAGCCUCGUCCCCAACCUCGUCCCCCUGCUCCGGUGGUUGAACCCUCUCCCUCCCCGAGUUCCGAACCGCAAAAACCAAAGCACCUCCAAACGCUCCCCCUAGAAAUCCUAACCAAAAUCUACCGCCACCUCCUCGUCUCCCCCAAACCCAUCCCCGUCAAAGACCUCUUCCAAGAAGUCAUCCGCGCCCCCCCCCGCCGCACCCGCACUCGCAAUCCUCCCACCCCCCGACGCGCCGUACUGGCGAUGGGGGAGGAGCCCGAACGGGAGUUCUCAAUCGAAAUCGGAAUCCUCCUAGUCAACAAACAAAGCUUUGCCCAGGGCAUACAAAUCCUCUACGGGGAGAACACCUUCAGCUAUCUCCUCCGCGACCCAAGCGCUGCCCGCACAGGUGGAGCGGCAAGAAGCAGAAGAGACGGGCAGAGAAACAGGAUUGACUGGUCCCGUUACGGGGGCUUGGUAAGACAGGUGGAGAUUGAGAUGGAGCGGAACCGGACGGGGGGGGAGUAUGCUAAUCUUUUGAGGCGUGCGCUCGAGAAACUGAGGGGGUUGAGGUUGAGGGAGUUGGUUUUGAGGCUUAGUCCUUUGUAUGAAAGGGAGGGGGAAGGGAGGCAUCUGAGUGUGGUGAGUUUGUUUGGACGGAACGCGCCGGUUAUGAGGGCGUUGAGGGGGGUGGAGGUGGAUUUUUUGAGAGUGGGGGUUAAUGUGAACAGUCAUUUGAUUGACGGGGAGGAGGAGGAUGAGACCGAGGGUGAGGAAGAGGAAGGGGAGGAGGACGAUGCGGUCAGGCCCAGGCGGUGGGCACUAGAGAUGGGGAUUGAUCUUAGGUGGGUGGGGAGGGAGAUGGAGAGGCUGAGACGGGAGGGGGUGGUGGGGGAGGGGUGGGAGAAUGAUGAGAUCAUCAAACAGGCGAGGGUGGAGAGGGGGAGGAGGGCGGAGGAGAAUUUGGGGAGGCUGAGGAGGUUGAUUGAGGAAGCUUGUGAGAUGCCUGAGUAUGUGGUCAAGUUGGGGAUGAGGGGGGGGUUGUGGAAGACGGUGGAGGAGGCCGAGAGAUUAAGACAAGAGGAGAGGAAGAGGAUGGAGAAAAAGUUUGAUGUGGAUGGGUAUGAUGAUUUGGAUCCGACCCGGAAGGAUGUUGUUGAGUUGAGGAAGAAGGUUAGGGAGGAGAAGGAGGAGGAGGAGAAGGAGGGGGAGGAGAAGGAGGAGGAGGAGGAUAGUAAUGAUGAGGAGUAUAGUGACGAGGAGAGUGAUGAAGAGGAGGACAGUGAUGAGGAGGAUGACGAUGAUGACAACACGGACAGCGAUGAAGAGAACGACAGUGAUGAUGAUGAUGAUGAUGAUGAUGAUGAUGAUGAUGAUAAUGAGGUGGUGGAGGAGGAGGAGGAGGAGGACUGGGUCGAGAUCAAGGAUAUUCCCCUUUCCAGAAGGCUGAAGAGCUUGGUCAUCAGCAUUGACAAGGUCGGGGGCGGGUGGAAGUGCUUCCGGAUCUGA
Podospora pseudopauciseta is the source of this 2136-nucleotide messenger RNA. RefSeq lists its product as uncharacterized. The coding region runs from base 1 to 2136 and encodes 711 amino acids. Lineage: Eukaryota; Fungi; Ascomycota; Sordariomycetes; Sordariales; Podosporaceae. The transcript has a single exon. The record is from RefSeq and is a predicted model, not a curated record.